This is a messenger RNA of Protopolystoma xenopodis, 381 nucleotides long. NCBI's taxonomy places the organism in Eukaryota, Metazoa, Platyhelminthes, Monogenea, Polystomatidea, Polystomatidae. The record is from the annotation of a GenBank genome assembly.
AUGGCAAAACUCACUGAUGAUGCCGACUACGAUGCCGGCGAAACGUGCGUUCGUAGCUUGGUGCGGAGAAUGGCAAAACUCACUGAUGAUGCCGACUACGAUGCCGGCGAAACGUUUGAAAAUGUCUUGGUGCGGAGAAUGGCAAGUCUCACUGAUGAUGCCGACUACGAUGCCGGCGAAACGUCUGAGAAUGCUGCCAUCGUCCGACUCGGAAGGGCUGUUAAAGCAGAGCAAAGAGUAAUGGAGGAGGGUGAAACAACAUGCGGUCAAUCAUCCGAACGGACAGCUGAAUGUGUCAAUUACUGGUUUGAGGCUAAAAUGGUUGAAGAGUUCAACCGCAAAGGGGGACUGAUAACUAACAUUUGGUUGAGGAAAGCGUAG